AUGACUUCUGUGACUGCUGAAGGAUUGCCCUUCACGUGGUCAAACAAACACAGAGAUAACACUGUGAUUUACGAAAGAUUGGAUAGAGUCACUGCUAAUCCUAAUUGGUUUCAGUUGUUUCCAGAUUGUACUCUUCAAAAUCUACCUAUUGUGGGUUCCGACCAUGGACCAAUCCUUCUAACUACACUUUCCCGUCGUAAGCCUAGUAGGAGACCUUUUAAGUUAGAAGCUAUUUGGUUUGCUCAUCCUCAGUUUGUUGAAAUUACUAAGCACAUUUGGAAUAUGAAUUGGGAUAAUGACCCUAUCAAGAACCUGUCGGCAAUAUUAGGUGCAUUUUCUCAUAGAAUUUCCAAUUGGAGUCGAGAGACUUAUGGAAAUCUUUUCAGAAAUUUAGGAAACUUGCAGAAAGAUCUUCAGUUUUAUCAAUCUCAGUUAAUGAUUUCUCCUACCUCUUUGUUUUUACAGGACAAAGUUGUAGAGCUUACUGAACAGUUUUUGGAGCUAGAAAAGGCAGAAGAGGUUUUCUGGGCCCAAAGGGCCAAAGCUAAUUGGCUUUGUCUUGGAGACAAGAAUACCAAAUUUUUCCAAACCCAAGCUACUUUGAGGAAGAAGAGAAACUAUAUAAAUAAAAUUAAAAAUAACAUGGGGAUCUGGUUUGACAAACAUGAAGACAUCAGCCAUGUUUUUAUUCAAGAUUUUCAAAUGAGAUUUCGUUCAGAUAAUUCUUUUAAUAGAAAUGUUGCUGAGAAUUUCAUUAAAAUAAUUGAACCUGUUAUUUCUGAUGCAGAUAACAUUUCACUAUUAAGAAGGGUGACCCCAGAAGAGAUUCAGUUGGCUGUCAACUCAAUUGGUGGUCUAAAGCAAUGUUUUCAAAUGCGAAAGCGAAGACGAAGGCGACUUGUUAGAGCCUCGCGAGGCGAGUGCCUCAAGGCGUUGAGGCGAUCGUGGCGAUCGUCUUUCCCGAAAUAUUAUAAUAAUACAUUAUAA
Rosa rugosa (rugosa rose) is the source of this 987-nucleotide messenger RNA. RefSeq lists its product as uncharacterized. The coding region runs from base 1 to 987 and encodes 328 amino acids. The transcript has a single exon. Lineage: Eukaryota; Viridiplantae; Streptophyta; Magnoliopsida; Rosales; Rosaceae. The record is from RefSeq and is a predicted model, not a curated record.